Messenger RNA from Larimichthys crocea (large yellow croaker), 3966 nucleotides. It is a transcript of the gene cdca2, whose product is annotated as cell division cycle associated 2. Gene Ontology annotation, cellular component: nucleus; chromosome. The transcript is spliced from 15 exons. NCBI's taxonomy places the organism in Eukaryota, Metazoa, Chordata, Actinopteri, Sciaenidae. The record is from RefSeq and is a predicted model, not a curated record. The coding region runs from base 365 to 3085 and encodes 906 amino acids. Gene Ontology annotation, biological process: regulation of chromosome segregation; regulation of mitotic nuclear division.
CGGAAGUUAGUUCCUCUCAACGAUACAAUUUCCCAGUUAUUGUUAGUUUUUUGAAUAUCGUGACUCGUUUCGUCUCGCAUUUUUAUUUAUUUUUUACAUUUUUAAGCGUGUCUCUGAAGCUGUGUGCGUGUGUUGUUUAUGAGCGCUGCUGACUUUCCCGCGGAGGGUUUUGCACGCAGCCACUUGCUCUGGCGUGGAGCGUGAUUUGAAUCGCUCUCUGCUCCUUUUUUUUAAUCGUUUGAUAUUUUUUGGGAACAUGUAUUGAGUUAUGAGUGGCCUUUUUGCCAUGACACAGUAGUAUAUGUAUUUAUAUAUAUAGAUGUAUAUAUUUUAACAGCAGCUGUCAUUAUCUUACGUUUACAAGAUGGCUAACGUGCUGACUGAGGGAAACCAGUUGGAGAAAGUGUUGUCUCCUUCAGAAGAAGUGGACUGCCCUCCUGUUUUGGACGACACCUCAGCCCCCCUGAAUUUCUCUGGGCUCACACCUUGUCAGUUUGGCAUCUCUGCCCAGAGUUUCACCCCAGCAUCACUGUCCAAUCGCAAAGAUAAGUCUCGUCUAGCACAAAUAAAGUUAAGGCGGAGGUCCAACAUCGGUGUCCGGGGCUCCCCUGAGACAAAUUCCCUCAUCCGCUUCAUGGCACAGCAGAGGAUGAAGACUCCACCAACCUUCCAAACUCCAGAGCAGCUUGUCAGAGGUAGCCCCUUCACUCCCCGGGUCGCCUCCACACUAAGGCAAAAGAUGGCCUCCUUCCAGAACCUGAUGGAUGUGGAAGAAAGCGAGGUCUGUGGUCCAGAGCCAAGGCAGGACAGCAACACUGGAAGAUGCAUCAAGACAAGAGAUUAUCUGUCUGAUGGGAACAGUCAUAAUGAAGGGAAGGAGAACCACCAACCGCCUGUGACACCCACACCCAGCAAGAGGAGGCGCCUGGGGCCCCUGGAAACCUGCGAGUUGGAGAUUAGAGAGAGCAGUGCUCCUAACCUCAACACAAGUUUGAAGGAGCAGAAGGAGGACGAAGAGCCAGUGACGCAGACUGUGACACAAGAACCACUGCCAUCCUGUGAGACUGUGGAGGAGGCCCAAGCUGUAGUUCUAUCCCCACCCUUUCAUGUUGACUUUGAGCUUCAAGCAUGUUCUCCUACUAAGAAACAACAGGACAGUUUGUUUGAACUCCAAAGCCAACCACCUGAUGAUCCUGCAGCCACUUCACCAAGCCGACCUGCAUCCUCCUUCCACAUCCCCUCUUUCCCCUCUCUGCUGGAGAUGAAGCCCACAGAAGACGAUGACUCCACUGAAAAGUCCACGGUUAAGAUCAAGAAAAAGAGCGUGUGCUUUGGAGGUCCGCUCUCUCCUGAGUUCUUUGAUAAGAACUUGCCUCCCAGCACCCCAUUACAAAAGGGGGGCACACCAGCCCGAGCACCCACACCAGGUGGGAGCUUAAAGCUGCGCUCACUGCUGAAGACGCCGCAGAGGAGUGAAUCUCAAACACCACAAACUCAGCCAGACCUCUGCAGCCCCACUGCGUUUGGUGCCUCACCUACACUCGCAAUGCCUCGCAGUCGCAGAGUGCGGUGUGUGGAAGAGGACAGUGGAGAUGGAAAGCAGCCUGCAGACUCUGCAGUGACACAUGAUACAGAAUGUACGUGGGACACCCAGCCGUUGAAUCUAAACAACACUUUCCAUGAGGAGUCUCUUUCUCAGAUGGUGACAGAGAACACACCCUCCCAGUUGAAUGAGCUGAUGUCCUUACUAAAGGAGGAGGAACAACAUGAAGCAGGAAUGAAAGCUGAAGCUCCAGCCCAAACAAGAAACCAAAGGAAACAGCAGCCACCAGAGUGUGAAUCCACCAGCAAGGCUCCGGUGCGCUCCAGCAGUCGAAAGAGAAAGCAGUCAGAGGAGAGUGAACCUGUGAAGAGGUCGACACGCUCUGCUGCCAAGUUGGCCUCUGGGAAGAUGAAGACGACCUCCACAGCAGCACGUCAGUGGAACAGGGAUGUGGACCGCUCCCUGUAUGGCUCUCGGGCGUAUGCCUCCAAGAAUCCUACCUUGAGUCCCAUCACAGAGAGGUUGUCCUUCAGCCAGGGAGCACAGCAGGCUCCCUCUAUGAGCUGCACAGCCCCAAAUCAUGAGACAAAGUUGAACCCUGAGAUGAUUAACAGCUGUGAAGGAACAGAUGACCCCUCUGUUUCAAAUGCUUUGGAAAAUCCUUCUGAAGAUUCCAUCACAUCUGCCAACUCCAGUAAAGAAAGCACCACAGGGAAGGACAGGAGGCUGUCAGGGCCGAGGGUCAGAGGACGAGGACUGAAGAAAAGAAAGGUCAGUGUUGCUGAUGAUGUCCUGCUCUGUAAGGAGACUCUGGACCAGACUGGAGGAAAGACUGAGGAUCCCUGUGAAGACCAAACCAGUACAAAGCCUGAGGAGUCAAAGGAGGCCCCACUGACCCACACUGACCCUGAACAGGAAGGAGUCAACACUAAACUUACUGCCCAGACUUCUGCAGAUACACACCACAUAGACUUAGGUGGAAAAUUAGAACGUGAUUUCAGUCUGGAGGCGACCACCUUAGACUGCCCACCUUCAGGUGAGGAAUCCAACAUCGCAACAUCGAGUCUGCCAUUAGAACCAGCACAGAGAAAGACCAAGCGAGGCAGGAGGAGAUCUGUAAACAGCUCAGUCCUACAGGAGCAAGGGAACCAGACAGAAGAGCACCAAAUGAGCCAUGAAGUAGAGGAGAAGGAUCAGGGAGACCAAGCAGCUCGCCAGCAGGAAAACAGCAUCAGGUCGAGCUCUGAUAGUCAGGAAGAAGAGGGAGCAGCCACCUUGUCCCUCGCCCCCUGGCAGUGUGACUUUAAUUUCGAGGAUGUGUUCAAACCUGUCACCACUAGAGGGCAGCGCUCCGUACGCCGCAGCCUGAGGAACCAGAACAACGACGAGCUCAGCAGCAACAGUGCAGGUCUGGCCUGGCUACCGCGGACCUCCCCUGACUCCAGCAAAGAGUCCCGCAGGAGGACGAGAGGCCGGCGGCUCAGCACUGCUCCACCUGUCCAGCCUCCACUCCCUGAGGAGGCGCAAGACACUUUUAAAUGACUUUACAAGAGAACUGAGAAUAAAGGGGCACAGCCACCAAGUUCAUUCCACUUUCAUCGAUACCUGCCCUGUUUUCUUGAAAUUAAAUGCAGUGAUUUUUUUUUUUUUCUAAAGAACAGGCUGUUUGUUUUCUAUUAGCUAAAACAUUGACGCUUUUCUUCCCUGUGAAUUAUUAGAGCUGGCCGGUAAUUUGCAGCCAGUUUCCCUCCGCUAACCAAGCAAGUCAAUACAGUGAGAGCCCAAUCAUCUCUGCUGACCACCUCCUGAUCAAUAUCCAACCACUCAGCUGGUAAUCACAGUGCAUCUCCAGUCUCCCUCUCCAAAGUCACUGGAUCGAGCAUCCUCAAGUCAAUACCUACUCUUUGUGGAUAGAUGAAGAUGGCUGUGCUGUAUUCACCAUCUGUCAGGCUGUGUUGGUGGGGGUGGGGGUGGGGGUGAAUAAUAAGAAUAGUAAUGAGGGGAGAAAAGGUGACUUACACACAGAAAUCUAAUUGAUAUUGUUCAUUUAUGAUCGCUGUAAUGGUUUUAUUUUUUUGUCUUUUUAUUGAUCAGAACUGUUGACAUGCAGGGAAAUGUCCAGAAGAGCUCCCUGUCUCAUUGUGUUAUCUGAACUUUUAAUGGAUGGGUUUAAUAUACUGUUGAUAAUUUUUAGUAAUAGCCAGGCUGAUUGAAACUGUCUUACACAUUGCAUCAAAGUCUAAAUAAGUUAGUGUGAUGUCUGUGUGAGCAGAAAUGUACUGUGUUGCACCAUGGUUCUGAUUGAAAUGCUGCGGUGCCAUGUGAAGACCUCACUGCAUCAAACUGUGUUCAUCUAACCAAAUGAUUUAGACUCGUUUGGAAGGAAUUCAUCCAGAUAAUAAAGCAGCCACUAUCUCCACAAA